Nezara viridula (southern green stink bug) is the source of this 324-nucleotide messenger RNA. Lineage: Eukaryota; Metazoa; Arthropoda; Insecta; Hemiptera; Pentatomidae. The record is from the annotation of a GenBank genome assembly.
AUGCGGAUACGCUACAAAUCAGCUCCCGCGACAGGAGAGCACCUGACUCUCACGCGACAUAAAACCGCGCCCCCCCCCCGCUCCUUUAUUGGCCCCAUAAAUCGGGGGGCGCAGCCGACUGUCGCUAGGUCGGAUAUUAUUCCCUCUUAUCUCCUCCACACUAGCAUCUUCUCUGGAUUCAGUGAUAAAUGCCUUCAAGUACUUAUUUCUCGGCUCGGUGAACUUGAUACAUUGGAUCAGAAAACGAGUUACCGGGUCAGUUACAAGGCAGUUGCAUGCACCACAUACCUCACUGGAUUUAAUAGUCAAAGUAGCAUCUUUUAA